CAUGCCGGGGAUGGACACAUAGGAUAACAUGCCGGGGAUGGACACACAUAGGAUAACACGCCGGGGAUGGACACAUAGGAUAACACGCCGGGGAUGGACACAUAGGAUAACACGCCGGGGAUGGACACAUAGGAUAACACGCCGGGGAUGGACACAUAGGAUAACACGCCGGGGAUGGACACAUAGGAUAACAUGCCGGGGAUGGACACAUAGGAUAACAUGCCGGGGAUGGACACAUAGGAUAACAUGCCGGGGAUGGACACAUAGGAUAACAUGCCGGGGAUGGACACAUAGGAUAACA
Messenger RNA from Staurois parvus, 301 nucleotides. NCBI's taxonomy places the organism in Eukaryota, Metazoa, Chordata, Amphibia, Anura, Ranidae. The record is from the annotation of a GenBank genome assembly.